Messenger RNA from Paramecium sonneborni, 2445 nucleotides. The record is from the annotation of a GenBank genome assembly. NCBI's taxonomy places the organism in Eukaryota, Ciliophora, Oligohymenophorea, Peniculida, Parameciidae.
AUGGGUGGAGCCAUUAGAGUUAAAUAAAGUGGAAUUAAUGAUUAUAGUAAAACAUCUAAUACUAUGCUUUAAAAUUAUGCAACUUUAUUUGGUGAUGAUGUAGCAGAAUAUCCUAGUCAUUUAGGUAUAUUAAUUAAUGGAAAAUUAUAGCAUUCUAGUUAUAUUAAUGAUAAGAUAGAAUGGCUUCAUUAUCCAUUGGUUAUUAAGAGUGGUUAAGAAAUGUCAGCAUUUGAAAAUCAAUCUGUUUUAUUAGUAUUUCUUAAUCAGAAUAAUGAAGUUAUGAAAUAUUAAUUUGAAUCCUAAUCAAACAUGACUACUAAUCUUACAAAUACUAUUUAAGGAGAAUCACUGAGAAUCUUUAAUUUAGAUUAACAAGGCUUCUCUUAUUCUAAUUUACAGAUAUUAUUUGAUCCAUAUUAAAAUGUUACAUUAGAUAUUCAACUUAAUAGUUCACUAGUUAAUAUACCUCGAUAUUAUCAUCAAUAUCCUUUUUAACUCUUAGGAUUUGAUACAGAUUAUAUUUUAUAAGCUAGAAUUAGAUCAGUUGAAUGUGAUCGUGGUGAAGCAUAUAAUCCAUAAUUAGGGUCAUGUACUCCAUGUCCUACAGGAUAAUAUGUACUUGUUUAUAAAGGUAUUUGUAAAUAAAUUGAUGAUACUGCUAUGAAUUAUACCAGAAUGAAUCUUAUAAGUAUCAAAAAUUAAUUUUGGAGGCCAGAUCAUUUAAAUGAUUUACCUGAAAAGUGCAAAAAUAAACCUGUCAAUUGUUUUGGUGGAUUUAAUGUUGGAAAUGAUUUGUGUUAUGAAGGUAUGAUAGGAGCAUUAUGUGAAGAAUGUGAUAUUUAUGGUACUUUUUGGGAAACUAAAUAUAGUAAUUCAGCUAAAUAUUAAUGUGGUACAUGUUAGGAUAGAACUAGAAAUAUUAUUAUGAUUGUAAUUUUAAGUAUUGUUACUUUACAUUCAACCAUCUCUGCUGUUAAGGCAAAUUAAGAAAGAAUGGAAAACUGUAUUCUUUAUGAUAUUUUUGCUCUCCUUGGUUGGGCUUCAUCUUAAAAAGCUAGUGGAAAUGUAGCUGUUUUGAUGAAAAUAUUUAAUAAUCAUAAUUAAAUUUUAUCUAUAUUGAGUGGAUUUUAAAUAGCAAUACCAAAUGAAGCUGUAGAUUCAGUUGAUACUGUAAGUAUGCCUGCUAAAACAAUUGGUAAUUCACUCGAUUGCUUUUUGGUUGAAGAUACUUGGGGAAUUGAUCUUAUAUACUUCCGUAUUAUUUGGUCCUUAAUUAUGUAAGCCAUUUACAUUAUUAUGAUGCUUAUCAUAAUUUUUGCAAGUGUAGCAGCUGGUAAAAUGUAAUUCAAAAUCUAAUACAUAUAUACAAUGGCCAUUUAUCUAUUUGUUUUUCUAUAACCUAAUUAUGUCAUGGAAUUCAUGACGUUGAUUUCAAGUAGAGUAAUUUCAGGCAAUUAAUAUAUUAUGGCUAAUGUAUCAUAUAGAUAUGACACAUUUAAACAUGAUUAAUGGAUUGCAGGAUUUGGAGUUCCUGGAUUACUCUUAUGGGUUCUUAUAAUACCUCUCAUCUUUUGGUAUGUUUGUUAUUAAGGAGCUUAAUAAAUGAAAUUGAAUUCUUUUAGGUUCAGUCAAUCAUGGGGUUUCUUUUAUCAUGAAUACAGAAGAAAUAGAUAUUAUUGGGAAUUCCUUAAAAUAUUUUAUAGAUCUUUAAUUAGCGUUCUUAUUUGCUACUUUUAAGAAGAAAUCACUGUUAAAGUAUAUUUUAUUCAUAUAUAUAGGGUAUUCUAUCAUUUCUUGUUGUCUAUGCUUAUUAUGGACUUGCUACUCAUUUUAAUCCAUACAAUUUAAGAGUAAUCAAUGAUCUAGAUUAAUUAUCGACUGUUGUAUUAUCUUUAUCCCUAGUUAUCGGAGUAUUUCUUUAUAGAACUAUUGAAAUCAACUUUUAUGGUCUUACUUAUGCAGGAUAUGUUAUUAUUGCACUUUUAAAUGCUGUUUUCCUACUUCUAUUUUUUUAUAAUCUUUUUAAAGGAAAACUUUAAGAAUUUGGACCAAAACUUGAUGAACUUAGAGAAAAAAUUAAAGAAAAAUAACCACAUCUUGAAAAUAAUCCUCGUCUUAGACCAUAUUUAGUAAAUUAAACUAAACUUAAUCAAAAAGCCAGAUUUGAAUGGACUGUCUUGAGUAAAAUUGUUAAUUUUGGAAUCUAAUAAUGGAGAUUAGAUAAAACAAAGCCAUUAUAAUUCUUUAGAUAGUAAUUUUAUUAAUAUAAAUUUUAGUGUUGAACGUACAAAGAGUGAAUAUAACAACAAAAUAAACUAGAUACAUUAAGAGUUUGGUUCUGAAGGAGAUGAAUAGAGUUUAUUAUAUGGUGAUGGAUAAAAUUCAAUUUAAAUGUCUUAAGAGAAACUUUAAGAUGAAGGAAAGGAGGAUUAUAAAUAUCAUUGA